Molecule: messenger RNA, 3287 nt
Organism: Seminavis robusta
Lineage: Eukaryota; Bacillariophyta; Bacillariophyceae; Naviculales; Naviculaceae
Source: the annotation of a GenBank genome assembly
GUACGGUACAUGCACAGGUAUUGGUACCGUACGGGUACCAUAGGUACUUCUAGCUAGCUAGUACCGACCGUACGGGUGUCAGGUAGAAUCGAAUCUUGUGCACAGCCAAGUUGGAAAGCAGCUUCGCUGGUUUACUAUUCGUACAGAUUCCUCGAUGUUGACAUCCGAAAUCAUGAAAGAUCAUCUUUGAUGCUGCAGUAGCCUCGAGUGUACCUUGAUUGCCUCACCCCGUCUGAACCUUUAGAAUACCGUACCGUACACUCAACUGCUUUGACCUGGAAAGUGAAGCCUCACCUGUACCAAUACCUGGUAUCGAGCAGAUAAUAGCCAGAAAUGCGUUGAUCUGAAUUGAAUCUCAAUCAAGAAGAAUGAUUCGCUCCAUUCUUCGUCAGAACUUCAAAGGUCAAAGGCUACAAGUACAUGUAACACAGUCGUGUCGGCGUCGUCGACUUACUGUCAGGGGUCCACUUCACCUGGAAAGAGGCGAAACAACCAAUAGCUCAUACAGUCAAUCUGCGGCCUUCUUCAGUAGCUCCUACUAUGAUUACGGGGAGCAAUCUGCGGCAGAAGAUGUCGGACUCAUCAACAAACCAACUGAUGAAACUCUACUAGAAGAAGAAGAUGAUAGCAAUAACAAUGGUGACGAUGGUACCGGCACUAGUCAGACGGGAGAAAUGUCAGUAGACAAGUUCCUGGACAUGGAAGAUGAAUUGAAUGAUUUCGUCCAAUCACAAAGCUGGAGGACGUCCAGAGACAACAUAGAUCACUCGCUUCGGCUACUGAGUAAAAUGGUCCGAGAGUACGAAGCCAAUCCACAGCUUUGGGAAGAACAUGAUUUGAAGCACUGGGCAGGGGGGAGGUACCCACGAUGUGCAAAACUCCUGGAUGAAAUCCUGACAAAUUGGAUGAAUUGGUGGCCAGAGAAUAGGCAUCGUGCACAAGACAUUGGUCCGAAAACCAUGUAUGAUCUUGUCAACAACUUGAGUUCGGGAUCGCCACCGCUUCAGCUUACUGACAAGACCUACAGCAUCUUGGUCAGUGCAGCCUCCAAAGGAGCCAGCGAUCCAAGGACAGUCCCAAUGUUCGCUGAAAAAAUGUUGGAUCACGUACUGGAGGAGUCUACCAAGAAUCCUUUGCUUCGACCAUCCAACAUAUUUUUCAAUGCUGUACUUGCCGCUUGGUCCAGAAGUGGAUUGCCAGAAGCAGCUGAAAGAGUCGAGUCUUUAUUCAAUUCCAUGUGUUCCUUGUACGAAGAUGGUAUCCUAGACCACCCACCAGAUGAUGCCAGCUACGUUGCAAGGAUGCAAGCGGCGAGCAUUGGGAGAGACAGAGAGGUCCCGCAUCGAGUUACUGCCAUUUUGGACGAAAUGAAGGAGUUUCCCUUUGAACGGGUGGAACCGAAUACUGCUGCAUAUCGAAUGGCCAUCCACGCAUGGAUUCAUUCCAAAGAACCACAAUCAACUCAAAAAGCUUACACUCUGUUUGUGGAAAUUGUAAGAAAGUACAUGUCCACUCGAGACGAGCAAGUGCUCAUCGACACGGAUCUAUUUUCCAUCAUGAUUUCCACUUUGGCAAAGGCAAAAGAAUCGGAAAAGGCAGAAGAAAUAUUUGAAUUAUUAAAAGAACUCAGGGAUAGCACAGGAGACCAUCGAUUUGAUCCAAGCACCAAAGUUUUGCUGGGCAUGAUUAUAGCUCAUCGGUACAGCCGACAGGCCGGCUCAUCAGAAAAGGCACACGCCAUUCUUUUGCAUCUGGAGGCUUCAAGAGGCUUCAUACCAAAACGUUCUUACUAUGUUGAUGUCCUCAAAGCGCUGAUUGAAUGCAAGACAGAGAGCAGCUUGGAUCGCGCGGAGCAACUAUUGGCAAGGAUGGUCCAUCAUCAAAGCAAGAAUAAGGCAACAAAUAUGCUGUUUGACAAACAGCUGCAUGACCAAGUUGUAUUGGCUUGGUCUCGCAACACCAAAGUUAGGGAUGCCCCUGUUCGCGCAGAAAGACUGCUGCAGACAAUGCAUGAUGUUUCCAAACAGUUGAAGAAUGACAAGAUUGGCCCAGACGAACAAACCUAUUCUCAUGUCAUGGCUGCCUGGCGCCGAUCGCAAGACUCGAGUGCACCUGAUCGGGCUGAAAAGCUCUUUCUUCAAAUGUUGCAGCGUUAUGACCGGGGCGAUGUGAGGAUGAAGCCGAACCUGAUGCACUACACAACACUCAUCGCCACUGUGGCACGAAGCAGCCAGCCUGACGUGCCCGCCAGGGCGCAGACGCUAUUCGACGAUGCAAUAUCGCGCUAUGAGGCGACCGGAGACAAGACAUGGCAACCAGACAGUUACCUUUACAACGCCAUGAUGGUUGUUUAUCGGAAUGUUGGAAACGCAGUUGCUGCGGAAAAGCUGUUUCUGGAAUUGUACGAAUCCUAUGUUGAUUCGAGAGACACGAAUCUGAUGCCGUCAAGCCGGUGCUUCAAUACUUUGCUGGAGGCUUGGAUCAAUUCUAACAGUCCCGAGUCUCACGACAAGGCAAAGUUUCUAUUUGACAGCAUGGUGGAGUUCUCAGAGGAAGACCUUCUGAACGUGCCUCCCGAUGGACACACGUUCAAGCUAAUGAUUGAUAUGGUGGCCAGCAGCGGACAAGACGACGCCGCGGAACAAGCGGACAAGUACCUCGAGCUACUCAAGGCUGCCCCAAUCCUUGAGAAUCAACUGGGGCAUGGGAAGAUUUUCGCUUCGUACUUGUCAGUAAUUGGUGCAUGGUGCACCGGGAAGACUGACAAUGAUAAGGCAAUGGCAAGAGCCGAGGUUCUAGUCGCCGAACUGAUUGGUCUGGCCCAGUCCGGCAAGAUUCCACACCCCACACGCACUGAAUACGCUCGCUUCGCCUCCAUAGUUUCAGAGAGCAAGUUGCCAGAAAAGUAUUCGAGGGCAGUGUCAGCACUACAGGGUGGUGGGAAGGAUUUGCGACAAGAAGACGGUGAACUGUGAAGGUGGAGCUAUUUUUGCCUAAAAGUGGUUACCGAACCAUCAUGGCUCGGGGACAGCGAAGUUGAUUCCUUCGCUUCACGUACCAGCUUUUCGAAUACUUUGUCGCAGACGUUCCCAUGAGAAAUUGAAAGUUUGAGGUACAGCCGUACGCUGCACAUGUGAACGUAUACUCUAGCUAGAGGGGUAUCCAGCGUUUCUCUCUCGUUCAUGUUACGUUGGAGGCAUACCGUACCGGUACCGAUAUCUUAGUCAUUGGGGCCAGCCACUGCCAUAGUACCUACUAAUAAAAUAAUUGUCGAAAUAUGCUUGCCA